This is a messenger RNA of Nipponia nippon (crested ibis), 1055 nucleotides long. Lineage: Eukaryota; Metazoa; Chordata; Aves; Pelecaniformes; Threskiornithidae. The record is from RefSeq and is a predicted model, not a curated record.
AUGUCCUUCCUGCCCGAUUUCGGGAACUUCGCCAUGGGCAUGUGGUCUGUUGGUCUUGGAGCCAUUGGUGCAGCUGUGACAGGGAUCGUCCUUGCUAACACUGACUUAUUUUUGUCCAAGCCAGAAAAGGCUACGUUGGAGUUUUUAGAGGAGAUAGAGCUAAAAACUUUGGGAGCAGAACAAGGAACAUUCAAAGCAGGUGAACUAUGGAAGAAGAAUGGUGCGGUGAUCAUGGCUGUGCGAAGACCUGGAUGAUUUUUGUGCAGAGAGGAGGCUUCUGAGCUUUCCUCUCUGAAACCUCAGCUGUCCAAGCUGGGUGUCCCUCUCUAUGCUGUUGUGAAAGAGAAGAUAGGGACUGAAGUGGAGGAUUUUCAGCGUUAUUUCAAAGGAGAAAUCUUUCUGGAUGAAAAGAAAGGCUUCUAUGGUCCACGCAGACGAAAAAUGAUGAUGUCAGGCUUCUUCCGCUUUGGAGUCUGGCAAAAUUUCUUCCGUGCUUGGAAAAGUGGAUAUAGUGGUAACCUGGAAGGAGAAGGAUUCACCCUGGGAGGAGUAUAUGUGAUUGGGGCAGGAAGACAGGGUGUUUUACUGGAGCAUCGUGAGAAAGAAUUUGGAGACAAAGUCAGCCUUCCAUCUGUCCUUGAAGCUGCUGAGAAGAUAAAACCACAGGCUUCAUAAGCGGAAAAAUAGUUGCACGUGUUUUUGAUCACAGCUUGAAACGUAGAAUGCAUCUGUUUCUUGAACGUGCAGUUUAAUUGCUUCUUAACUAUUUAGUGAUCAACGCAGAGGAAAGAUUCUCUAUUCAAACGUAGAAAACGAUGAAAAUCCUCCUCGAUCUUUUUUUGUUGCUUUGCAGCCUUUCAGGUGGCCAGGAUUUCAACUGCUCUUUUGUGUCUGACUGUAUUAAUGAAAGGCUGGGACUAAAAUCUGGCCUAGCCUAGAUGUUUUCAGUCAGAGACAGUCGGUUGAAAACCUGUCUACCUAGGGGAGCAAAACUCCGCUAAGGCUGGAGUAACGGAGUACCAGCUGAGGUUGAAUAAAACUUUAUGUACAUGAAA